Molecule: messenger RNA, 897 nt
Organism: Glycine soja
Lineage: Eukaryota; Viridiplantae; Streptophyta; Magnoliopsida; Fabales; Fabaceae
Exons: 1
Coding region: 86-697 (203 amino acids)
Source: RefSeq, a predicted model, not a curated record
CUAAUAUUAUUAUAUUAAAGGGUCUCCAACAACUGAAAUAAAACAGAAAACUAACUAACUUCCUCCAAGCUUUCAACAAGAAAGCAUGAGAAGGAGCCUUGUGUUUCAACAGCAAUACUAUGCUGAUGAUGGCAUGUGGAUGGAGACUCAGGCUCAGCAGCAUGGCUAUGCCUUCCACGAAGAGUCGUCUUGGAGCUCUGAUAAGCGAUUCCCAGCCAUGCACAUGAACAAUCUUGCUGCUUUUGCUGUGGACUCUGACCUUUCAACGUCAAAACAGCAUGCCAAGUUAGGAGCCAUGCACAUGAACAAGCUAGGUGCUUUUGGUACGGACUUUCAUAUCUUGAUGUCAAAACAGCAUGUCAAGUUUGGAGGAAGCUCCGGCAAUAUGUUUCAACAAGGCAUGCACAGUGACCAUGGCUAUGGGCGUGGUUAUGCGCAUCAUGGGAGCGGCAAAAGGUCCCCUUUUGGUGCUAAUAAGGCCUCUCACCAUUUUUCAAAGGGUGGUGGUGGUGGUGGCAAGUUCAAUUCUGGUGAGCACCAUGAGUAUUUCUCGGAGGAAACCGAGUACGAGGAGGCUUAUGCAGAGGAGCAUGUUGGUGCAAUCACAGCUAAGGUGGAAGAAAUGAGAUAUCAGCAUCAUAACUGGGCUGGGGAUACUUGUUAUGUCAAUCCCUAUGACAGGAACAAGAACUGGUAGACACCAAAGGGGGUCUAAUAUACAACCUACUUCAGUACUUCCUCUGCAUUUGCUUCUUGCUAUAUCACUACAAACUGUAAUAAAAUGUGUAUUUUUGUCGUUUUCUUUAUGGGAAUACGAUUCCCCUGUUUGUAUUUCGACCCUUGUCAUGCUUGAUAUGUCACUUGUAAUAUCUAAUUUUAACUUAUGAAGUUGUAAUA